Molecule: messenger RNA, 1152 nt
Organism: Linum tenue
Lineage: Eukaryota; Viridiplantae; Streptophyta; Magnoliopsida; Malpighiales; Linaceae
Source: the annotation of a GenBank genome assembly
UGAAUGUGGCGUCUCCCCUGCUGUGAUCCCUAGAUAAAACCACGGAUGCGUCUAUCAAUGUGAUCACAGAAAGCUGCGGGAAGAACCGAAGUUUGCAUCGCAUAAGUCGGUAUGGCGUUAAGGACAGAGAGAGCCAAGGUGCCGAGUCGCAUACAUUAACAAACAGUGGGUAGGAAGGAAAAACUGAAGGUAAGUGAAUCAGAGAUGGAGAAACAACGAGAGAGAAUUGAGGGAGAGAAGAUAUGCCGGAGAUACAAGCAGAGCUUCACAUCCUCGUCCAAUAACUCCGCCGCCUGCCGCUUCCACCCUUCCUUCUUUGUCUGCCGCCGCCACGACGAUCAGAAAAGGAGGGGUCGAGUAGGUUUCGGUGGCGGCGGCGGGUUGUGUGGGGAAUGGGACGAGGGCAAAGGUGAGCGGGUCGUGGAAGAUGGAUGGGGUGGGCUGAGGGAGGAGGAUGCAUUGGGCUGGGGAGGGGGAGGGGGCCUGGUUGAUGGAGGAGGAGUUGCAUCUGGUGGGUGGGCCGAAGAUGAAGUGGGCUUGGUGGGUUGCCGGUGUGACUACGGGUUCGCAUAUGAUAGGAGGGCGGUGGGUGAGUUUGGGAAAGAGAGGGUGGGCGACGAGGCUGAGAGUCAGUGGUCGGGGAGAGACGGGAAGGGGGAGGGCAAAGGUGAGCGGGUCGUGGAAGAUGGAUGGGGUGGGCUGAGGGAGGAGGAUGCAUUGGGCUGGGGAGGGGGAGGGGGCCUGGUUGAUGGAGGAGGAGUUGCAUCUGGUGGGUACUAUGAGCUGGGGCCAAAUGAUCCACCAUAUGCAGCUAAAUUCUACGACUGCUGCGGAGCAGAGCAACCUGACGCGCCUGGCUGUUCGACCGCUUUCCAUCUCUCUUACGACGAUGAUUGAACAUUAAUGAUGCCACUCACAGUCUACUAUCCAUCAUGAUCCCGACAACUUUUCAAACCCUGCUGCAAUUAGUAUUAUGUGUAAUGUAAGGAUUGAGUGAUGUUUACUCGUUUCGUGGAAUCUAUAACUGACUCAAGUUUGUUUGCUGCUAUUUGUGUAUUUACUUAGUUCCUUGGUAAAAGCUAGUUAUAGUUCAGGGCACAACAAGAAGCCCCGCUACUAAACUUGCGAGACCUAAGACGAUAUAUAAACGGG